This is a messenger RNA of Bombina bombina (fire-bellied toad), 914 nucleotides long. Its product is annotated as gastrula zinc finger protein XlCGF66.1-like. The record is from RefSeq and is a predicted model, not a curated record. NCBI's taxonomy places the organism in Eukaryota, Metazoa, Chordata, Amphibia, Anura, Bombinatoridae. The transcript is spliced from 9 exons. Gene Ontology annotation, biological process: regulation of DNA-templated transcription. The coding region runs from base 153 to 914 and encodes 253 amino acids.
CGGUCCUUUAACCGGACUGGAUCUAGCCGCUACCAGGUAAUAGUACCGGUGAACUCACAGAAGUCACAUGACUGCAUUGACAUCAUCGGUCCUUUAGCCGGACUGGAUCUAGCCGCUACCAGGUGUCACAUUUAUAGCAUCUGACUCAGUCAAUGACAAAGAACACGAUGAACACAUACAGAAAGCAGAUAGCAGAACAGUUCCUGAGUCAGGCGCUGGGCAUAAUCUGCAUGCUGACCGGAGAGGAAUACACCAUUGUGAAGAAGAGGCCCUCCCACAGCAGCAAUCACCGGCUGAGCGGAGAGGUGCCUAUAAAGUGCGAUGAUGUUGCCGUGUAUUUCUCUAUGGAGGAGUGGGAUUAUAUAGAGGGACACAAGGAGCUUUACAAGGACGUCAUGAUGGAGACUCGCCAAGGACUAAGGACUAUGGAGAUCCCAGGAAACGAGAGCUCAGAAUUAACAGGUCACAGAGAUGAAAAUCUAGACACAGGAUCAUGUAGAGAACUUGUACAGAAUAUUCAGCCUGUGGAGACCCCAUCAGACGUCUCUGCAGGUCUCAGUGAUGAACAUCUAGACACAGGAUCACAUGGAGAACAGAAUAUUCAGCCAUCAGAUGUAUUUGUAGGUGAAUUCACAAACUGCAAUAAUCUUAGUCAUGAUCAGAGUGCAGAUGCUUCUUUACAUCUUCUUCAAAAUCAAAGAAGCCACGUGGGAAAUGUGAUUUCUGAAGAAAACAUUUCCCACAAGGUUUAUAAAGAUGUGAUUUCUGAAGAAAAUAUUUCCCACAUUCAGAACAUACAUCUUUAUAAACCUCUGAAAAUUCAUACAGGAGAAAAGCCAUUUGCCUGUUCUACAUGUGAAAAUUCAUACAGGAGAAAAACCAUUUUCCUGUUCUAUAUGUGGGAAAUGUUUUAA